Notothenia coriiceps (black rockcod) is the source of this 4967-nucleotide messenger RNA. RefSeq names its product ankyrin-2-like. Lineage: Eukaryota; Metazoa; Chordata; Actinopteri; Perciformes; Nototheniidae. Bases 8 to 3235 code for a protein of 1075 amino acids. The transcript is spliced from 25 exons. The record is from RefSeq and is a predicted model, not a curated record. Gene Ontology annotation, molecular function: protein binding. Gene Ontology annotation, biological process: signal transduction.
GGACACUAUGACAGGUGAUGGAGGAGAGUAUCUGAGACCGGAGGAUCUCAGAGAGCUGGGUGAUGACUCUCUGCCCGGACACUACCUGGACAGCUUCAGCUACAUGAGCCACAACCUGGACAGGCCGCAGCUUACUCCCAUUCACCAGAGUUUCCAUCAGAGAGAGGGAGUUCUCAUCGAAGACAUGCUGACAAGCCACCAGGUGUCAGCCCUGUCCAGAGAGCAGGAUAAGGACUCGUUCCGUCUGAGCUGGGGUGCUGAGCACCUUGAUAAUGUGGUGCUGUCCUCCAGUCUGCUACACUCUGGCCGUUCUUCUCCGUGCCUAGACCAUGACAACAGCAGCUUCCUUGUCAGCUUCAUGGUCGAUGCCAGGGGUGGGGCCAUGCGUGGUUGCCGUCACAAUGGCCUUCGAAUCAUUGUGCCACCAAGAAAGUGUUCUGCUCCCACGCGAGUGACAUGCAGGCUGGUGAAGAGACACCGUCUGGCCUCUAUGCCCCCAAUGGUGGAGGGUGAGGGGCUGGCUGGUCGAAUCAUUGAAGUGGGGCCCACUGGAGCCCAGUUCUUGGGUAAGCUCCACCUUCCCACAGCUCCGCCCCCUCUAAAUGAGGGUGAGAGCUUGGUCAGUCGCAUCCUGCAGCUGGGUCCUCCAGGAACCAAGUUCCUCGGGCCUGUGAUCGUGGAGAUCCCCCAUUUCGCAGCUCUGCGGGGAACAGAGAGAGAGCUAGUGAUCCUAAGGAGUGAGACAGGGGAGAGUUGGAGGGAACAUCACUGUGACUUCACUGAAGAGGAACUGAACCAAAUACUUAAUGGCAUGGAUGAAAAACUUGAUUCCCCUGAGGAGCUUGAGAAGAGAAGAAUCUGCCGCAUCAUCACCCGCGACUUCCCACAGUAUUUUGCGGUGGUGUCACGGAUAAAGCAGGACAGUCAUUUGAUUGGACCAGAGGGCGGGGUCAUCAGUAGCACUCUUGUGCCACAAGUCCAGGCGGUCUUCCCUGAAGGAGCCCUCACCAAAAAGAUCAGAGUUGGACUACAGGCUCAACCCAUUGAUGUUGAAGUGGUGCGAAAGAUUCUUGGUAACAAAGCCACAUUCAGCUCAAUUGUCACAUUGGAGCCACGAAGGAGAAAGUUCCACAAACCAAUCACAAUGACAAUCCCUAUUCCCAAGAGCUCCAAUAGUGAUGGCCAAAGCGGAGUAUACAGUGGGGAGGUCCCUACUUUACGUUUGCUUUGCAGCAUUACAGGUGGGACCACUCCUGCUCAAUGGGAAGACAUCACUGGCUCCACGCCUCUCACCUUUGUUAACCAAUGUGUGUCCUUCACCACAAAUGUGUCAGCGAGGUUCUGGCUAAUAGACUGCAGACAGAUCCAGGAGUCUGUUAGCUUUGGCUCACAGCUGUACAGAGAGAUCAUCUGUGUUCCAUACAUGGCAAAGUUUGUCAUUUUUGCUAAGACACUGGACCCUAUCGAGGCCCGCCUGCGCUGUUUCUGCAUGACAGACGACAAGAUGGACAAGACCCUGGAGCAGCAAGAGAACUUCACUGAAGUUGCCCGUAGCCGAGAUGUUGAGGUGCUAGAGGGAAAACCCAUAUUUGCUGACUGCUUUGGAAACCUGGUGCCUCUUACCAAGAGUGGACAACACCAUGUGUUCAGCUUCUAUGCUUUCAAAGAAAACAGACUGGCCCUCUUUAUCAAAAUCAGAGACACAGCACAGGAGCCAUGUGGUCGCUUGUCCUUCACCAAGGAACCGCGCACAUAUCGUACUCUUAACCACACUGCUAUCUGCAACCUUAACAUCACUCUCCCAACAUACUCAAAGGAGUCUGAUUCCGACCAAGAUGCAGAUGACGAGAGUGAAAGAAGUGAUAAAAAAUUGGAUUGGCAGGAUGAUGCUGACAGGAAAGAGGAGACAUUAGCUAUCGUUGCAGAUCUUCUUGGUUUCAGCUGGACUGAACUGGCAAGAGAACUGGAAUUCAGUGAAGAUGAUAUUAAAUUAGUGCGAACAGAGAAUCCUAAUUCCCUCCAAGAGCAGAGCCAUGCCUUGCUGCAGCGCUGGGUUGAGCGGGAAGGCAAACAUGCCACAGAGGACUGUCUUAUUAAGAGACUAACCAAGAUCAACCGCAUGGACAUUGUCCAUCUCAUUGAAACCCAGAUGAACAAGUCAGUUCAAGAGCAAACAUCUAGAACAUAUGCAGAGAUCGAGAAGACACUGGAUCACAGUGAAGUGUCAGUAGCCCUAUCUUUAGUUCAAGAGGAUGCAGACAGCCCCCAAAUCGUAAGAAGGGUGGAGUCAGACCGCAGACCACCCCCAGCUGUUUCUGAAGAGGACCUAUCUGUUGCUUCUCUACUGGAUAUUACUUCCUGGGCAGAGCCUGCUGGACACACGCACUCAGAGAGCAUGCAUGGUGACCUGUUGGAGGACCUUGAGAUCCCACAUGAAUUGAACCCUAACCUGUGGACCUCUGAGGAUUUUAUUACACAAGAACCUACAAGUAAUGAUCAUUCUAAUGAGCAAGCUGAUGAAAUGCCUGAAUUCCCCUCUCAGUCAGUGAUGGAAGAAACGUACAAAGAUGAAAAUGGACAUACUGUUGUCAAGAAGGUUACGCGUAAAAUAAUUCGCAAGUGUGUUUCCGCGGAUGGUUUGGAGCAUGAAGAGGUCUCAUCAGAGGGCGCUCCACAGGAGUCCAUCUGUAUGGCCGAGGGAGAUGGAUACUCUAAGGUUGUAAAGCGGACUGUACUAAAGAGUGAAGGAGAUCAAACAGAGGUAACAUUUGCAGAACGUGGAGGGUUUUCAGCAUCAAGUCAGGGGGCAGCUGAAGGUUGUAAGGUCAGUUGCAAGGAAAAGACAAUGAUGGUGGAGGGGGAAAGGCAAAUGACACACCACGGUGAUCCAUCUUUGGCCUCUGACCUACCCUCUGCCCAGGAUGACUUCAAACAGGCACUAGGUUAUAUAAGUGGUUUUAGCAGAGCAGAGCUCCCUCAUGUGGUAGAGAGAGAGACUGUCAAAGAAGAUGGAACGGUUGUCAGGAGGGCCCGCAUGCGUAAAGGUUGCACCCACAGGCGAACAGUCAUGAAGGAGGCUGGGCAGCGCAAACAUGUCCUUCUAGAGCAAGUGAACAACCCUAGAAAAGGGUCAAAACCAAACGACCUCCAGCAGCAUCUCCACCAACUCUUUCACAGCUACUAUAAAAAAGAAGAGGAGGACAACCAUGAGAAAAAAGAAGAGAAGGAAGAGUAGAAGAGUGUGUAACCCUUCACAAGACCCUUGCUCUGCCCAUGCUAAAGUCCCAUCCUAAUCCUAUGCAUAAGCCACAUGCAAUCCCAGUGUGCACCUCAAAGCUACCACUAUCUUCCCAUUUUAGUCCUGGAAUAUGAUCAUUUCAUCACAAUUUGUUUUGCUUUCAUGUUCUGAUGUUGUUUUGCAUUUUGGUGACCAAAGAAAGCCUUCUGUAGUUUCCCUCAUUCGUUGUACUUACCAUGUCAUUUGUAUCUUGAUGCUGUGGCAGAACUACAUACAAAACACAAUGAAAAAAUAGGAAUACUUUCACAUCCACUAACUCACAAACCUCCUGAAGGUAAAGACACUUUACCUGCAAAAUACUGAUACUAUACUCUUUAAGUAGGUGCUUGGACUGAAAGACAAUAUCUCUCACACUGCACUGCCUCUCACAACCAGAGUUUCUCAGAUAUUCCUUACUAGAAAAUGAUCUCACUCACUCACUAGCCUCUUGCUCUUUUGAUUCAGAUGUCACACAGAGAAAACCAGACUGUAUCGACAGUGAAAUGUACUGCUGCUGCUGCUGUGUUUUGUGCAGGCUAUGUGUAAUCUGUCUUUGGGAAUUAUAUAUUAUCUAUAAUCUAGACAUCACUGACAUCAGUAGCUAGUAAUUAAUAAUCACUAAUGUAAAGUAGAGAAGGCAUGACUAAUCAACAUCUGUCAUUAUGAUCCUAGCUUUGACUGCUUUGUAAUUCAAUGUCUGCCCUUCUGCAUCUCUAUCCCUUCCUCAUUGUUCUAUCUUUCUGUGUUUUUAUGUUUGGCUUUUAUUUAUUCUUUUGGGCCUUUUUUUCCUUAAAUUCUUGUCUUGACUCACACUGUAUGAAUCUGUGAGUGAUGUUGUUCUGUGUCUGUUUAAGUGUGAGCUAAAGAGAUAGUAUUGUCAGAAUUAUUAUAGGCUUAUUUUAAACUAUGUUUUUCAAGAUGUUUUGGUUUAUUUUUGUUCUUGAGUUAAGUUUACUAGUAAUUUUCGAUUACCAGCCUAAUUAAUCUCUAUUUGCCACUGGUGAAUACAAUCAUCAUAGGCGUUUUAGAGUCACUUGUCUGAUAUGGCAAUUGGUUUUGGUUCUAUUUAAUUUUAGAUGUGAAUAGUUGAUCUUUUGAACACGUUUUGGACCAGUUUUUGGUAGUUGUGCUCCACUGUUUUUGAGUGAAUGGGUCUGUGUGUGCCAGUUUCUGUCAGCAAAGAAAAUAAACAACAUUAUUUUUACACUUAUUUGCACUCCUGUAUGUCAGGAAGGAGUACCUCCAUGCUUUUUGUGUACAGGAAAUAUGGUAAAGUUAGCCACAGAGAUAGUUUCAUAUUGGCUGGGCAGAUGAUCAAUUAAACAUGAUGAUACACAAGGCACACGCGCAAUGAGGCAGGUUGACAGCUUAACCAUACCAUUAUUCACAGCUCAGAGCAUCGCUACUGUAUGUAUCUACAACAUGUAAUGUAUUUAUUUCACUCUCACUGUUUACGUCGUGAUUUGGAAAAUGUUAAAUGCAAACUAGUGGAAGUUCACUGUGACAGGUAUGCUUUUAAUUUUGAAGAAUCAGCAUCCCUUUUCUGUUAUGAUGCCAGUUAUAUAAAUAUACAAUGCAUAUAUAAAUAUCUAUAAGGGCAUGUAUUACUGUAUCAAAAUGCAUAUAGACAAAAACGAAAUGGCUGCAGUGUGUCUAUGGCUGAUAGAGAAUAAAAGUCUACCAAUGUAAA